Messenger RNA from Chara braunii, 1035 nucleotides. NCBI's taxonomy places the organism in Eukaryota, Viridiplantae, Streptophyta, Charophyceae, Charales, Characeae. The record is from the annotation of a GenBank genome assembly.
GCGAUGGGGGCUGACGGAGGGGAACAGGGACCGGCCAUGGAAGGCCAUUCGCUGGAAGCACUGACACUUGGGUUUGGGAGAAAYGGUWUAACAAGGGCCCAAACCAAUUCAUCGCACUAAGUGGGGUUGGUAUGCAAGGAACGGUGCAUGUCGGUGGCAACGGAAGCUUGCAUUCGCAAGGGACUGCCRUCGGCGAUUCAGGAGGUCAAAGACCCGUCACUCUAGCGGCAACAUUGGUGUCCACAGUUUCACGCGCCGACAGAGCACCUCUCCAGCGCGCACAAGCUUGUCUCGUCGAUCCAUCUAACACCGUCCCUKGUUCAUYCGGCAGGGUACUUCCAUUGGCAAACCUGGGAAGCGCAGUUGUCCACGGGGCCGCCAACACCGAGGGGGAGAGGCGAGAAGAGGGGAUGCGCGAGGAGGCGGGAAGAAAAGAGGAGRCGAUGGAUCGUACUACAUGGRUUGACGACGAUGAUGAUGAGCCUCUCAUGAAGAGGAAGAAAARAUUGCGGCAGGAGGAGGACUUAGACGCAAAGUCCAAGCUGUGGACAAACGAAAAUACUUUCUGGGCAACUGGAUCUGGUCGCCUCAUUGCCGACGCUGCGCACUUUUGCACAAACUACUACUGCGCAAUCGUCAAUGGCGACGUUGGCGCCAUCGCUCGCCCAGGCCGGGACCUGUCGCCGAUGAAAGGAAGGACGAUGGAGACGAUGGUGAUGGAGGGUCGUGAGAGUUGUCGUAGUGGCAGUCCUACGCCUCCUCACCUUGUAUGCGUGUGGAGCGAAAACUCCCCUGGUUGAUGGCGUCCAGUCCGUCGUCCUUCGGGGGGGGGGGGGGGGGGGGGGGGGCGGGAAAGAAAGAGGGGGUGAGGGAAAGGAAAGGGGAGGGGGGGGGAGGUCGAGGGGAUGCCACGUUCGUCCGACGGGACUUUGUUUGUAGACAGGCGCUAUGUUGGCGUGGCCGGUUGCUGGUGUAGUCGGUUCGACGUAGCUAUUCAUGUGCCGCAUGCACUUUAAAUGAAAGUCAUUAUGAGAA